CCGGGCCGGCCCUGGACACGCAAAACUGUACAAUCUAAAGUGGACUGCAUUUUGCAAGAAGUUGAGAAGUUUACAGACCUAGAGAAACUCUACCUCUACCUUCAGCUGCCUUCGGGUCCCAACAAUGGAGACAAAAGUGAUCAGAUCUCCAUGUCAUCCAGCCGUGCGCAGCAAAUGCAUGCAUUUUCUUGGAUACGGAAUACCUUGGAAGAACACCCUGAGACAUCCCUUCCCAAACAGGAGGUUUAUGAUGAAUACAAGAGCUAUUGUGACAAUCUUGGCUACCACCCAUUAAGUGCUGCUGACUUUGGAAAGAUCAUGAAAAAUGUCUUUCCAAAUAUGAAGGCUCGCCGUCUAGGCACAAGAGGCAAAUCAAAAUAUUGCUACAGUGGACUGAGAAAGAAGGCUUUUGUGCAUAUGCCAACACUGCCCAACCUUGACUUUCAUAAAACUGGAGAUGGGUUGGAUGGGACAGAGCCAUCUGGGCAGCUGCAGAGCGCUGAUGAGGAGGUUGUCUCCGCGGCCUGCCGCCUUGUUUGUGAAUGGGCCCAGAAAGUGCUCAGCCAGCCUUUUGAUACCGUCUUGGAACUGGCUCGGUUCCUCGUCAAAAGUCACUAUAUCGGUACCAAGUCAAUGGCAGCUUUAACAGUAAUGGCAGGGGCACCAGCAGGAAUAAAAGGGAUCCCCCAGCCCUCAGCUUUUGUACCUACUGCUGAAAGUAAUUCCUUUCAACCACAAGUGAAAACUCUGUCAUCUCCCGUCGACGCCAAGCAGCAGCUGCAGCGUAAGAUCCAGAAGAAGCAGCAGGAGCAGAAGCUGCAGUCUCCUUUGCCAGGGGAGUCUCCAGCAAAGAAAACAGAAGGCACCGCGACCAACGGCGUGGCCACUAUCUCCAAUGGAAGCCCUGCUAUCCUGUCCCCUCAGCCUAUUGGCAUCGUUGUGGCAGCUGUCCCCAGCCCGAUACCGGUGCCAAGGACCAGGCAGUUGGUGACAUCUCCAAGUCCCAUAGGAUCAUCUGACAGCAAGGUACUGCCUCUCAAUGUUCAGGUGGUCACUCAGCACAUGCAGUCAGUCAAACAGUCACCAAAGACUCCGCAGAACGUCCCAGCCAGUCCAGUUGGCGACCGCUCUGCCCGACAUCGCUACCCGCAGAUCCUCCCGAAGCCAGCAAACACCAGUGCUCUCACCAUCCGCUCUCCCACCACGGUGCUGUUCACCAGUAGCCCAAUCAAGACUGUUGUGCCAGCUCAACAUGUGAAUUCCUUAAACGUGGUAAAAAUGACAGCAAUAUCUCUAGCUCCAAGCAGCAGUAGUGUGCCCGUCAAACAGACGCCCUCUGUUAACAGCAGCACAGGAGCAGCAGAAGAAGCGAGGACUGCUCCUCAGAUCAAAAAUGGGUCUGUUGUUUCACUUCAGUCCCCAGGUUCCAAGCCUAGCACUGUGGUAGCUACAUCUGCAGUCGAGAUCAAACUGGAACCAGAAGUGUUGCUGGAUGAGAACCCAGUGCAGGGCCAAGAGAGCUCUGAGGCAUCUAAAUCUGUGAAGGGAGCCCCUGGCCUGCCUGCUGCUCAACAAAUCAAUUUUGAGGUUGCAACCUUGAAAGUUUCAGCUGAUGGUGUUGUGGAGGCAAAAACAGCUAAGGGCUGUGAUCAGGGAGCUGAAGAAGCAAGGACCAAAUACAAACCACAGUCUAAUGAGAUCACACCAGUUUCUUCAGCAGGCAAUAAUCAAAGCACUGUAACGCUGUCAAUUGCCAGUCAAGACUUGUCCAGCACCAGCAUCAGUUCACCACCCACUGGUGACUCUGCAAAUAAAGACAAAACGUGCACUAAAAGUCCAAGAAAGCGACAACCUGCUACGCUUCAGGAUUCCCAGGUACCACCUGUAAAGAAACCACUGGUGGGGCAGCUUUCGGCUGCUAAUGCUGUAGAGGGUCAAAAAGCCAACAGUGUUAAGAAAGCUCCACAGGUUGUUUCCUUGGUGAACAGUGACAAUACUGCAACACUUGCUCAAGUUCCCAGUGACGUAAAUUCUGUGGCUUCAGCAAACUUAGUGACAGACUGUUCUUUGAAUACCAGUGUAAAUACCAGUGAUGCUACUUUAGAACAGCAGCUCGCAGCAGCAGCAGCAUCUCCAGAUAUAAAAGUAAAAUUGGAAGGAAACAUGUUUAUCAUAGAAGAUGAUUCAAAAUCGGAUGGCAGCUUUAACCCAAAUCCAUGGCACCAUAUCACCAAAACUUCUGAUUUUGCAUCUGUGAAUUGUGAACAGCAGCAAGAUCUCAGUGUUAUGGCUAUCGCAGCCCAUCCGGGCUCUGGCGACUUAGCRGAGUCCACCUGGGAGCCGGUGCACUGUGAAGGGAUGCAGGCGGACGCCUACGGCCAGCAGCUCCAGAGCCAGAUCCAGGACUCCUCCCUGGGGCAAAUCCCAGCUCAGUCUUCAAAUGAGUUACCUCUGCAGUCCGAGCUGAAGGAGUUUGAACACGGGGUCCCUCAGUCGAAUGAGAACUUCUUUUCGUUUGACGAUGACCUGACCCAGGACAGCAUCGUGGAGGAGCUGGUGCUAAUGGAAGAGCAGAUGUCGAUGAGUAAUUCUCACCCUUACAGUGGCUGUCUAGGAAUGGCCCUUCAGGCCCAGCCGGCAGCGCCGGGAGCUCCCGUGUCAUCUCACGCGGGCAGCGCGCACUUCUACCAUUCGAUCCACAACAACAGCACUCCRAUUCACACCCCCACGCCCACCCCAACACCUACGCCCACGCCCACCCCAACGCCCACCCCCACAUCCGAGAUGAUCGCCGGCUCGCAGAACGUGUCGCGGGAGAGCCCUUGCUCCCGGCUGGCGCAGACAACUCCCGUGGACAGCGCGCUGGGAAGCAGCCGCCACACGCCCAUCGGCACGCCGCACUCCAACUGCAGCAGCAGCGUCCCCCCAAGCCCCGUGGAGUGCCGCAACCCCUUUGCCUUCACCCCCAUCAGCUCCAGCAUGGCCUACCACGACGCCAGCAUCAUCUCGAGCAGCCCCGUGAAGCCCAUGCAGCGGCCUAUGGCCACGCACCCCGACAAGACCAAGCUGGAGUGGAUGAACAAUGGGUACAGCGGCGUCAGUAACUCAUCGGUUGCAAACCAUGGCAUUCUCACCAGCUAUCAGGAGCUCGUGGAAGACCGUUUCAGGAAACCCCACGCUUUUGCAGUUCCUGGCCAGUCCUACCAGUCUCAGCCGCGGCACCAUGACACUCAUUUUGGUCGUGUGACUCCGGUGUCGCCCGUGCCACACCAGGCAGCCCCUGUCAGUAGCAGCGCCAAGCAAGAGGGCUUUGCUGUUCCUGCUCCUCUGGACAACAAAGGAGCCGGAUCCUCUCUCAACAAUAGCCUGAGGUGCCGCAGCGUGAGCCCCGCUGUCCAUCGCCAGCGUAACCUCAGUGGCAGCACCGUCUACCCCGUUUCAAAUAUACCGCGCUCCAACUUGACACAGUUUGGAAGUCCGGUGACUCCUGAAGUUCACAAUGUAUUUACUAACAUCCCUGCAGACACCAGUGCCAAUAACUUAGCUCAAAGAAGCCAGUCAGUCCCAUUGACUGUGAUGAUGCAGACGGCCUUUCCGUCUCUUCAGAAACAAACAAACACUAAGAAAAUAACCAAUGUGUUGUUAAACAAACUUGAUUCUGAUAGCGAUGAUGCGGUGAGAGGUUUGGGAAUGAAUAACAUGCCCUCAAAUUACACAGCCAGGAUGAAUCUCACUCAGAUUUUAGAAACAUCCACUGCUUUUCCUAGUGCCAACCCACAAAAUAUGAUCAAUUCCAGCACUUCGGUUUAUGAAUUCCAAACACCAAAUUACCUCACGAAAAACAGCAGCGCCGAUCAGAUCAGUUUUUCUUCUGGAGAUAACCAAGCACAAUCAGACAUCGGAGAGCAGCAGCUAGAUUUCAGCAGCACUGUAAAAGACCUUUUAGGGGAGGACAGUCUGCCAACCAACCAGCAGCUGGUGAAUCAGGUGGCAUCAGAUCUCAAUAACGUUGCAUCUGUCUUUUCCAGCGACAUCAGGUUGUCUUCCGACCUCUCAGGCAGCAUUAAUGAUCUGAACACUUUAGAUACAAAUCUACUGUUUGAUCCAGGUCGUCAGCAGGGACAAGACGAUGAUGCUACACUGGAGGAAUUAAAAAAUGACCCCUUGUUUCAACAAAUCUGCAAUGAAUCCAUUAACUCAAUGACUGCAUCCGGUUUUGAGUGGAUGGAGAGUAAGGAUCAUCCUGCUGUUGAAAUGUUGGGUUAAUUUUGUUUUAUAGUAUGUAUGUAGCACACUGUAUCUAAAAGACAGACGUAUUGUAUUUGUCUUAAUGGAAGUGCCUCCUGCAGCAGAAACACUUGCUAUGUAUUGUGGCAUUUAAAAAAAAAAAGUUUGCUGUACCAGUUGCUCAUUCUUCAGCAGGGAAAAGGCAGUCUUACCAAUUUUAAAUAGAUCUCUGAAGAUGAUGGGCUAUCAAAGAGCCAGUAUUAACAUUAGAAUUUUAUAGUGUUCCCAUGCAACAUUUCUUAUUGUAGCAAAUAACGGAGUGGUUUAACAGCCAGCUGGCAUCGACAGCUGAGGCUUUGGGAAGGUUGCAAGUCCAGCUCGUUACGAGGCUUUCCAUAUUUUGUGUUGCUUGUUAGUUCUUGGUAGGAAAUUCUUACUGACCUUUGGCAUUCAGGUCUGAAAUGCAGGGUGCUUGCAGCAGGGCAGCUGAUGGGGAAUGGGUGCAAGUGAACUGCGACCGUGUAGUGAUCUUGGGUACGGCRCCGUGGUGAACUGGGAAGUCUCUGCAGUACCAGCACCGUAUACUUCUCUAGCAAAGCACAGAGAUAGGAAAAAUUAACAGGAACAGUGAUCACGAAAAAGAAGAAAGAUGCACUAAAUKUCUUACUUAAGAGAAGCAAAUCUGCGUAGUUGUUUUAUCCAUUAAUGUCCAGGACAUCACACUUGAUAUUUUAGUUCUCAUUUCCAUGUCAAUAUAUUAGGUAAAAUUCAUGGGAAAAGAUUUUGAGCACUGAAAUUUAAUCUACACCUAACACCCUAUUUUAAUUAUUUAUCGAAGAUAGAGAAGGAGCAUGAUAUUUUCCCUCUUUUUUAAAUAAAAGAGCUCUUGGAGCUCAAUAAAAURGUAUUUUUAAAGAUUCAUUUAAGUCUACUGUUUUCUAAGGUAGUGGAGGGUGUAGGAAGAUGUUCUUUUCUCUGUGUGUUUUAGUAGGUUGAGCCCUGUUUCACUCAUUCCUUCUCUCAAAGAAAAGGUGAUUAAAAUAUUAGAAUAUGUAUGUGGUUGAUCUAAAAAUGUUUUGUAUAGAGCCAUAAUGCUGCCMGGCACUUUACAGAUACACAGUAAGACAUGUGAGCCCUUUUUUGGUUUAAAAACAUCUUUUAAAAGUUCAUUUUGUUUUGGGAGCCUGAAUUUCAUUUUCAUAAGUGAUUUGAUAGGAUCAAUGGAUCUAAUUAUUAUUAGAAGUCCUUAGCUCCCCCAUCCUUAAAAAAAAAAAGGGAUUUAGACUUCUAGCUUGCUAGCUCAAUGAAACCAAAAAAAACGAGAAAAAUCUCUUUGGUUUGCCAGCAUGGCAUGUAUCUCUCAUGAUGGAGAGAGAGGUUCUUAACCAGCCAUGGCCCUCAUGCUGUGAAGAGGCCUUGCACAGGCAAGCUUUUACACUAAGAAGUACUGAGGAUGCUUCCGGUGCCAUCCCUUAAACUCAACAUAAAAUGGACUUGCUCCUGUAAACUUGAUGCUUAUGCAACUGAAAGCAGAGCAGAAAACGUUUCCCUGUCCGUGUUGCUGCUUUGGAGGAGAGGUCAUGCACUCAUGGAGGGGUAGACCCCUUACAUUUAGUGAAGGAAGAGAGAAUCAGAUUUGUAGCCGACUGGAGAGGUUCAUUUAAGUGUCUUGGUGAUCUUGUGUUUCUCCUAGUGACUAGAGGUGUCGGUACUGGUUGGGUUUUGUUGUGUUUCGCUGGUGCUGAUCCACGCUGUGCUGCUGCCUUGGCACUUCAGCUGCUCAUGGUGCGCGGCUCCUCUUGCGUCUCGCACGUCCCGGCCUGCGGCCUCUCCUGCGGCCACAAACACCUGCCCCACGCUAGCACCUUGCCCUGGGGCUUUGUUGCCCUGUGCUUCACACCAGGAUCUUGGCGCUUGCACUAGGCGCAGGCCUAGAGCUCGGAUCUCUGUGCAAGAUCAAGUGCUCCCGUGUUUGGUUAGGGAAAUGAGGAGACUAGGCCUGAGCUCUGUGCCUGUUGACAGCCUGUAGCUAGUGAUGUGUUGAGCAUCCCCCUUUCUCUUGCACUUAGUGGGCCCGAGGGCAGCCCGUCAUUUGCUCCCCUAGACAAAGCGUCAGCACGACCGGGAAUUCGCGAAACCGGCCUCGUGGCRGAGAUGGAUGAGGGAAAGAGGGAGCGAUGGCCGGGGCUGUCCGUGUGCCCGCAUGGUGGCCGUCGGGGCCUGCGCGUCGCUGGCAGCAGCGCGGCCGCACGCUUGGUGACAGCCUCGCAGCCCCAACUCCUCGGCUCUUCUAGGGACGUUUCUUAGCAAGGCAGGAGUCGGAUUAGAAGUUGAUGCGUUCUAAAUUAUGCAGUUGUCACCAAAGGUUUUUAGAAGUGCGUUUAAAAUUAUAUUUAAAUACCAAGCCUUGCGUUGGACCUAACACGAGAUUUAAUUAGCAGGAAUAAUCUAUAAUCAGUGGAUUAAAGCAAAUUUAUUUCUAAUUUAAAAGAGGUUGAAUUCAAUAAGGAUUGUUUCGAGUAAAAUCCCAGGCACAGCGAUGAAACAUUUUCACUUCAAUAAAUGGUGCUAGGGCUAGUUCAGACAACUUUGUACAUUAAUAUGUAUUAUUUUAGAGGUGUUUGUGUGUUGGUGUUAUAAUCUGUUAGGUCCCUGUUCUUAGUGCUAGUUAGUUCUUUACUGUACAUCAAGACAAAGCACUAUUGCACACCAAAGUAUGCAAUACCCAAAGGAAAAUCCUGUGAUUCUAGCAAAUGGAAGCCUGUCUGUGUCAGAUACUCCAAAACGAAGAAUUUGAGACAGUUCUGACCCCUUGUUUACAUUAUUGGCUUCCUACUAACAUAAGAAUUAAAUUAUUUUGAUAGCAGUUUUUGCUAAAGUAUACAAACUCGUGAAUUUGUACCCUAUGUCCAGUAUUGCAGCAAACACUUUAAAUUGGGUUGGUUAGUCCAGCAAACUUUCUGGGUUCAUAUAUUGCACUAAAAUUCUGUUGAACCUGUGGUAGGCACAUUCCUUAGGAUAAAUGCAACAAAUACAGCCCACAGAUUAAAAAAAAAGAAAAAAAAAARRAAAAAAAAGACUUUUUAAUGUGUUUCAUUAUUAAAAGGCAAAAUGUCAUUAAAAGUGACAGGUGAAAUUGUCUUAUGUAGCAAUGUGCGUUGAUCUCAAUGAGAUACUUCUAUUUCUUAUUCUCUUACAUGAGAAUAUUACAGCAGGAAGAAUUAAGUUUAGUUUGCUUCACCAUGUUAAUACAUGAUCACAAGACGUGCAUGAGUGUUAAUGACUUAUCUUGUACAGUACUAGAUAUAUUCCUGUAACCACUUUUAUUUUUUUUUUUUUUUAUUCUUUUGCUGUAUUGAAACUGGUUCGGUGUUAACCAGGUGAGYAUAGUUAUUCACAAGUUAUUUACUUUUUUAUAUUAACUAAUUCAGCUUAGUUAUUGUUGAAUAUGUUCUUUUCUUGGAUUAUUUUUUAUUGUUCUGGUGUUGAAAAGCAUUUUUGCAUCAUUUUAUCAUGAUAAGAAUUCAUGAAGUAAAUAAUUUGCAAAUAAUUGCAAUAAGCACUGACUUCUGAACUGAAAAGGAAAGCAUUUUUUUGUGCAGUGCAUUUGAAGUUCAUAUAAUAGUCUUGUACUAUACUGUGCUUUCUUUACUGCACCAUAAGGAAAGAAAAAUCCCUGUUCUACGUUUUCAUUUAG
Molecule: messenger RNA, 7924 nt
Organism: Nothoprocta perdicaria
Lineage: Eukaryota; Metazoa; Chordata; Aves; Tinamiformes; Tinamidae
Gene: RFX7
Product: regulatory factor X7
Exons: 9
Coding region: 151-4266 (1371 amino acids)
Biological process (GO): regulation of transcription by RNA polymerase II
Molecular function (GO): DNA-binding transcription factor activity, RNA polymerase II-specific; RNA polymerase II cis-regulatory region sequence-specific DNA binding
Source: RefSeq, a predicted model, not a curated record